Molecule: messenger RNA, 888 nt
Organism: Penicilliopsis zonata CBS 506.65
Lineage: Eukaryota; Fungi; Ascomycota; Eurotiomycetes; Eurotiales; Aspergillaceae
Exons: 3
Coding region: 1-888 (295 amino acids)
Biological process (GO): ergosterol biosynthetic process
Molecular function (GO): C-4 methylsterol oxidase activity; iron ion binding
Source: RefSeq, a predicted model, not a curated record
AUGGAGAACCCGACCUACUCGGGGCUGACGGCGUUUGCGACGCAGCAUUUCCCUGAGCUGUCGAAUCUCGAGCGGCUUUGGUGGGCUCACUACGCAUACUGGAACAGCGACAUCAUCGCUACAGGCCUGAUUACCUUCCUUUCACACGAGAUCGUCUACUUCACGCGCUGCUUCCCAUGGAUCAUUGCCGACUCGCUGCCGAGCAUCUUCCGCAAAUACAAGAUCCAGGACCAGAAGAUGCCCACGGCGGCCGACCAGUGGGCCUGCACGAAAUACAUCCUGCUCAUCCACUUUGUGGUCGAGCUGCCGCUCAUUGUCUUCUUCCACCCGAUGAUGGAGUUCUGCGGCGUCCACUUCGACAUUCCCUUCCCCACGAUCCGCGCCAUGAUCCCCCAGAUCAUCAUCUUCUUCCUCGUCGAAGACACCUACCACUACUGGAUUCAUCGCCUCAUGCACUGGGGCCCGCUCUACCGCUCCAUUCACCGCAUCCACCACCAGUACGCCACCCCGUUCGGCUUGGCCGCCGAAUACGCCAGUCCCUGGGAGACCCUCGUUCUGGGCUUCGGCACUAUCGGACCCCCGCUCGUCCUCGGCUACUUCACUGACAAUGUCCACCUUCUCACUGUCAUCAUUUGGGUCACCCUGCGCCAGUUCCAGGCCAUCGACUCCCACUCGGGUUACGAUUUCCCCUGGAGCAUGCGCCACUGGAUGCCCUUCUGGGGCGGCGCCGACUGGCAUGACGAUCACCACCGCUACUUCUGGGGUAACUACUCCAGUUCCUUCCGCUGGUGGGAUAUUAUGAUGGGAACCGUCUCCGGCCCGGACGCCAGGAAGAAGAGACGCGCCGCCAGGGAGGCCAAGCUGGCGGCACAAACCAAAACGGAGUGA